UGACAAAAUUUGUCAUUAACACCGUCAGUGAGUAUCACUCCCACAAAAUUAGUUUGUUGUUUUCCGUGAAAAUUUAGUGAAAAAGUGCCUGGUUGCAAUAUAAUAAUAGUUAUAGUUUUAUUUAAUUUACGGCCUGUUACUUACGCUUGUUCAUCUUCUGCAGCAAGUCAAACAUUGUGAAAAGAUGGCUAACAUUUCGAUGCAAGACAUCGAGGCGGUCGAUGACUAUUGGGGCCCAACGUUCCGGACGAUUUUGGAAGGUAACUCGCACGAUCAAGUGUCCGAACAACUAGAGUCGCGCAUCCGGUCGCACGAUAAAGACAUCGAAAGGAUUUGCAAUCUGUACUACCAGGGAUUUAUCGACUCGAUUCGGGAGCUGUUGCUUGUGAAAUCGCAAGCGCAGGGAUUGAACCAGGAGGUCCAAACGUUGGACGAAGGACUGGCGAAAGCUUCCGGCGGGGUGAUUGCCAAAGGAAAUGACUUGGUGAAGGCGCGAAAGGUUGAAGGAAACAUUGCGGGGGCGAUCGAGGGGCUAUCCAGUUGUUUGCCGGUGCUGGAGUGCUACUCGAAGUUGUUGAAACAGGUGCGAGAGAAACGCUACUACCCGGCGUUGAAGACGUUGGAAGUGCUGGAGAAUGAAUAUUUGCCGAAGGUUUCUGGGUACAGAUUUUCGCAGCAAAUGCGGGAGACGAUUCCAAAAUUGAAAGAGAAUAUUAAGAAGUCUUCCGAGGAAGACUUUCGGGAAUUUUUGGAAAACAUUCGUAAGUUUUCACCGCGGAUUGGGGAGAUUGCAAUGAAACAUACUAAAGAACUACAGAAGCGUGAUUUGGAUACGAUAAUAGCAGAGUACAGACAGAUGUCUUUGAAUGGAGAAUGCGUCGACGACGAGGAGGACGUAAAUGCUCAAGAUCUGAUUGAUUUUUCUCCUAUUUAUCGAUGCUUGCACAUUUACACGGUGUUGAAUGAUAAGGAAUACUUUGAAAAGGAUUACCGAAAACAGAGAAGAGAUCAGGCUAAACUGGUUCUGCAAGCCCCGCAGACUAUGCACGAUAAUCUGGAGGCCUACAAAACAUACAUUUAUUCGAUUGUGGGAUUUUUUGUGGUUGAGGACCAUGUUAUGAACACCGGAGGAGAGAUAGUUACUCAAACUUACCUAGACGAUUUAUGGUCGUCUUCUUUAACCAGGGCCGUAAACGUUCUAAGCAUGUCCUCGUCGUCCUGCACGGAUCCCAACAUCUUGCUUCGAAUCAAAAACCUGAUUAUGCUGAGCAUUACUACUCUGAAGAACUAUGGCUAUACGGUGUCUCAGCUGUGGGACCUGCUGCUGGAGAUGCGCGAUCAUUACAACGAAGUUCUGCUUCAACGCUGGGUGAAUGAGUUCCGAGAUAUUCUAGACAAAAGCGAUUUUCUACCCUUGGAGGCAUGUACUCAGGAAGAGUACGAUGCUGUUUUAGAGCGAUUCCCCUUCCACUCCGAUCAGCUUGAAGCUCAAUCGUUUCCGAAAAAGUUUCCAUUCUCCCGAAUGGUCCCGGAAGUGUACCACCAAGCGAUGGAAUUUAUGUACGCGUGCAUGAAGUUUUCCGAAGAACUAACCCUCUCGCCGAACGAAAUAGCCGCCAUGGUUCGGAAGGCGGCCAAUCUGUUGCUUACGCGGAGCUUCAGCGGGUGUCUUUCGGCCGUGUUUCGCAGUCCCAGUCUGGCGCUGAUGCAGGUCAUUCAGAUUAUCAUCGAUACCCAGUAUCUGGAAAAGGCCGGGCCCUUUUUGGACAGUUUCGUGUGCAAAAUGACCGGAACCAGCCAGAAUGUGACACAAACACCGUCGGCGAUGUUUCAGGUGGCUCGCUCCGAAGCUGAACAGCAAGUUUCGACAAAGCUCUGUUCCAAACUGGAUGAAUUUUUCGAGGAACUGGAAGGGUACGAUUGGUUACUCCCCGAGAGCUACGGUCACGCUUCCCCCUUUGUGACGGAUAUGAUCGCAUUCCUGCAGAGUACAUUCCAAAGCUUUUCUUAUAUUUUACCGGGCGUUGCUCAGGCAGCCUGUCGGAAGGCAUGCGAGCACGUUGCCACCCGGAUCUACAAGCUGAUUCUGUCCGAGGAAAUAAAGCAAAUUUCCGGUGGAGCCUUGGAUCAAAUCAACCUGGACCUGAUGCAGUUCGAACUAUUUGCCGCAUCGGAUCCAGUGCCCGGCCUGAGGGAAGGAGAUUUAUCGAAAUAUUUUGCAGAAAUAAGGCAACUGCUGGAUCUACUGAUUUCCGAAGAUUGGAGCGCCUAUUUGCACGAUUUUGGCAAGGACGAGAACCGGUACUCAUUGGUUCAUCCGUCGACGAUAAUCGUUGUCCUGGAGAAGCUACGGGAGGCAGACAAAAAGUCGAUGCUGUCGCUUAUGAAAUCAAAAUCGGAGCGAGACAAGAAGAAACUGCUGGAAACGGUUCUUCGCCAGUUGAAGCAGUUGGCCGAGAGACAAAACUAAGUUAUUUUGGAUGAGGAAUGAAAAUAAUCUUCUAUUAGCAUUAGUCGAACGUAUAUUUAUUUGUAAGCAAAUGUAAUUCUAAUCAUAAUAAAGGAAUCCAUAAUCUACGA
Aedes albopictus (Asian tiger mosquito) is the source of this 2580-nucleotide messenger RNA. RefSeq names its product exocyst complex component 6 (gene Sec15). The coding region runs from base 185 to 2470 and encodes 761 amino acids. The transcript has 2 exons. Gene Ontology annotation, biological process: Golgi to plasma membrane transport; exocytosis; intracellular protein transport. NCBI's taxonomy places the organism in Eukaryota, Metazoa, Arthropoda, Insecta, Diptera, Culicidae. The record is from RefSeq and is a predicted model, not a curated record. Gene Ontology annotation, cellular component: membrane; exocyst.